UACACUAUUUUCGAGAUUAAAGAAAAAAAUUCAAAUUUUUUUUAAAUUAAAUAUAAAUUUUUGUACUCUAAAUUCUUGAAGAUUUGCUAACGAAACCGCAACGAUAAGCAUUUUUUUAACGGUUUAAAUAAAAUUAAUUCAACCUAAACUAAGAACCGCAAAGUACUGAUGUUCCCUCGAUGGAAGAGAGUGUAAACUUGUCGUCGACUGUUGUUUUUGUGACAUUAAAAGCAAUCAUAACGAUUUCUAAUUAAAACAGUGCCCAGGAAAAAUUUGAUUUUUAAAAUAUAUUAGAAAUGUGCAUAGAGAAAAAGUGAAACAAAAAAGAAAAUAAAAUUAAAUUAAAUAAUAUUAAUUAUUGAAAUUAGCCGAAAUCUGCAUACAAGAAACAGCUUUUCAUUCAAACAUUUUAAAUAUUAGUGAGCAUACGCUCGGCCCCAAAUUGGCUACGUUCCACUUUUUCUAAUGUCCAACUACCGUAUUAACUGCAACCACGAACAACAAUACCAACGGCAACAGCAACAACAACAACAACAACAAAGAGACAUAGUACAUCAAAUAAAUAACGAAGACUACGACGAGAUGUACGCGAGUCUUCGCUAUGCCAGUACGAAUCUCAGUCAUAGCAGUCUCCUGCUAAAUCAGACCGCGCUCGACAGUGUACCGGGCGAGAGCAACGAAGCUCUUGACGCAUCAGUACCUUUAAUAGUACAAAAAUCGGUGCCAUUACCUUUGCAAGUGUCAGGAAAAUCCACUACAUCAAGAAUAGUUCCAGCCGCAAUAGCAGCUGCUGCGGCUGUGGCUGCAACACCAAUCACUUCAAAUUUAUCAGGCUCGAAGGUUAGACUUGCGCCCUUGUCUUUGCCACCAAAUAUUAAUAGCUGUGGUGGCAAUAGCUGUGGUGUUGGUGGCAGCAAUAUUAUAAGUAGUAAUACGCAUAACUACUUACCACACGAUUAUAGCUUUUGUGAUUCGUGUCGACCGUUACGGUUCCAUAGUCAUCUAUCGAAUUCAACUCACAGCGGUAGUCCCGGUACGAUAUCACAUAAAAGUUUUAGUGCCAAUUCGCCAAUUCCACGGUUUUAUAAUUUACAUUCAAACUCAAGUUCAAGCUCAAAUCGUGGCAAUUCAUUGUCAACAACAGCUCCGCCACAAUCGUUUCUAACACAGUCUUUGCCUACAGCAACACCAUUUCAAUUACGUACAUUUCAACAAUUUUCUCGUUUACAGCCCCGACGUACCGCCAGUAGCAGCAUGUCGCAAUCUGGGGACGAUCUACAUUCGCCCAGUUAUCUAUCAUGGCGAAAAUUACAACUAAGCAGAGCCAAAUUGAAAGCUUCCAGCAAAACAUCAGCUCUACUAUCAGGAUUUGCAAUGGUGGCAAUGGUUGAGGUUCAAUUAAAUAAUGACACUGACGUUCCUGCUGGUAUGCUAGUAGCCUUCGCGAUUUGUACUACGCUGCUCGUGGCAGUGCAUAUGUUGGCACUUAUGAUAAGCACAUGCAUACUUCCAAACAUUGAAACCGUCUGCAAUCUGCACAGCAUUUCGUUAGUGCACGAAUCACCGCAUGAGAGGUUACAUUGGUACAUUGAGACGGCCUGGGCAUUUUCAACUCUACUGGGCCUAAUAUUAUUUCUAAUAGAGAUUGCUAUUCUGUGCUGGGUGAAAUUUUACGAUUUAAGCCAACCGGCUGCUUGGUCAGCGUGUAUUGUGCUCAUUCCGGUACUAGUAAUCUUCCUUGCAUUUGCUAUACAUUUUUACCGCUCGCUUGUGACACACAAGUAUGAAGUAACUGUGUCCGGCAUAAGAGAAUUAGAGAUACUGAAGGAGCAAAUGGAGCAAGAUCAUAUGGAGCAUCAUCAACAUCGAAAUAAUGGAUUAAAUUACGCUGCAAGUGGCGAAAUUGUCUAACUUCCAAUAAAGUCCAUACAACUUUAAAGCCUGUCUUGAAAAACGAGUAUUUUUGCAUAUAAUUUGUUGUUAGCGAUUAAGUUAUGAACUUUAGUAAGCCACACAUGUGUGAACAAUAUUUAAUUCAUAAUUAGGAUUAAUUUUUAAGUUAUGGUAGAUCAUAGAUCGUAAAUCGUAAAUAUGUUUAAUUAUUAUUGAUACGAAUUAAAAUACAAAAGACGUAAAUGUGUAAUAUUUUAUAUGAUAAAUUCAUUCGAUUAGUUUAUUAGUUUAUUAUAUUAAAUAUGCAAUUGUGAUAUUGUACACCGUAUUUUUAACUUUGCAAUAUGCAAACGAAAUUCUAAUUUUAUUUAGUUGGUAAAUUUUUUAGAAACAAUAAUUAUUGAAUUUUUAUUACUAACUGAUAAUGUGUUACUCUUAAAUAUAAGUAUUUGUAAAAAUAUUUUUGUAAAAUUUUAUAUAAGAAGUUUAUUGCCCACAUUAUAUAUCGGAAUUAAUAAUUAUUACAAUAAUUAUACUUUACACACAUUAAGAAAAUUAAAACACUUCCACAAAUCUCAAAGGUUUUAGUUAUUUAUUUAUAAAAAUAUAUAUUUUUUUUAAAAA
Molecule: messenger RNA, 2517 nt
Organism: Teleopsis dalmanni
Lineage: Eukaryota; Metazoa; Arthropoda; Insecta; Diptera; Diopsidae
Product: calcium release-activated calcium channel protein 1-like
Exons: 3
Coding region: 466-1911 (481 amino acids)
Biological process (GO): store-operated calcium entry
Cellular component (GO): membrane
Molecular function (GO): store-operated calcium channel activity
Source: RefSeq, a predicted model, not a curated record